This is a messenger RNA of Mirounga angustirostris (Northern elephant seal), 8268 nucleotides long. It is a transcript of the gene MPDZ, whose product is annotated as multiple PDZ domain crumbs cell polarity complex component. Gene Ontology annotation, biological process: tight junction assembly; microtubule organizing center organization; regulation of microtubule cytoskeleton organization. The record is from RefSeq and is a predicted model, not a curated record. The coding region runs from base 244 to 6396 and encodes 2050 amino acids. NCBI's taxonomy places the organism in Eukaryota, Metazoa, Chordata, Mammalia, Carnivora, Phocidae. Gene Ontology annotation, molecular function: protein binding. The transcript has 47 exons. Gene Ontology annotation, cellular component: cytoplasm; plasma membrane; bicellular tight junction.
GGAUUAAGUUUCUCGGUCGCGCGUGAGUGUGCGCGUUUAUCCCGAAGCUCCUGGCCGGGCCGUUACUUCAGGAGAGAAGAGGGCGAGCGGGAGCGAGGCGAGGCUCCCGAGUCCCCGGCGACCCCGGCUCCCCAGCCCUCCUCCCCCUCCGCGUCCCCGCCCGGGCGGCCGCCGCUAGCCGGAGUUCUGUUUUAGUUGCUGUUUAAAAUCAUUGUAGUGAAGAACACUGAACUUCGGAAAAAAAUGUUAGAAACUAUAGACAAAAAUCGAGCCCUGCAGGCAGCAGAGCGCUUGCAAGCCAAGCUGCGAGAACGUGGAGACGUAGCCAAUGAAGACAAGCUGAACCUUCUCAAGUCAGUCUUGCAGAGCCCGCUCUUCAGUCAGAUUCUGAACCUUCAGACUUCCGUACAGCAGCUGAAAGAGCAGGUAAACACUGCAACAUUGGCAAUUUCAAAUGUCGAAUAUGCUCACAUUCCACAUCUCAGUCCAGCUGUAAUUCCUACUCUGCAAAAUGAAUUGUUCUUAUCAUCCUCAAAUAAUGGGAAUCUGGAAGCAUUUACAGGAUCUGGUACUCCACACAUCAAUGGGAAACCUGCUUGUGAUGAAUUUGAUCAACUAAUCAAGAAUAUGGCCCAGGGUCGCCACAUAGAAGUUUUUGAGCUCCUCAAACCUCCAUGUGGAGGUCUUGGGUUUAGUGUUGUGGGACUCAGGAGCGAAAACCGGGGAGAACUGGGAAUAUUCGUGCAGGAGAUCCAAGAGGGCAGUGUGGCCCACAGAGAUGGAAGAUUGAAGGAAACCGAUCAGAUCCUUGCUAUCAAUGGACAGGCACUUGAUCAGACAAUUACACAUCAGCAGGCUAUCAGCAUCCUGCAGAAAGCCAAAGAUAAUGUCCAGCUAGUUAUUGCCAGAGGCUCAUUGCCUCAGCUCAUCAGCCCCAUAGUUUCCCGUUCUCCAUCUGCAGCCAGCACAAUUUCAGCUCACUCUAACCCUGUUCACUGGCAGCAUGUAGAGACUAUUGAACUGGUGAACGAUGGAUCUGGACUGGGAUUUGGCAUCGUCGGAGGAAAAGCAACUGGAGUGAUCGUAAAAACCAUUCUGCCUGGAGGAGUAGCUGACCAGCAUGGGCGACUGUGCAGUGGAGAUCACAUUCUAAAGAUCGGUGACACGGAUCUAGCAGGAAUGAGCAGUGAGCAAGUAGCACAAGUGCUCAGGCAAUGUGGAAACAGAGUUAAACUGAUGAUCGCAAGAGGGGCCGUAGAAGAACCAGCAGCACCCUCCUCUUUGGGCAUCACCCUUUCCUCAUCCCCAUCUUCUGCACCAGAAAUGCGGGUUGAUGCUUCUACUCAGAAAAGUGAAGAAAGUGAGACAUUUGAUGUAGAACUCACUAAAAAUGUCCAAGGAUUAGGAAUUACCAUUGCUGGUUACAUUGGAGAUAAAAAAUUAGAACCUUCAGGAAUCUUUGUAAAGAGCAUUACAAAGAGCAGUGCUGUUGAACAUGAUGGAAGAAUCCAAAUUGGAGACCAAAUUAUAGCAGUAGAUGGCACAAACCUUCAGGGUUUUACCAACCAACAAGCAGUAGAGGUGUUGCGACACACAGGACCAACUGUGCACCUGACACUAAUGAGAAGAGGAGCGAAGCAGGAGGCUGAGUUCACGUCAAGGGAGGAUGUCACAAAGGACGCAGUUUCGUCUCCUGUGAAUGCCAGCGGAAGCAAAGAAAAUUACGAAAAAGAUGAAGAUUCUUCAUCUUUGAGUAGAAACACCAGCAUAUUACCAAUUGAAGAAGAAGGUAAACACCUGGAGCCAGGUUAUCCGUUAUUGUCAGCAGAGAUAGAAGACAUAGAAGAUGCACAACAACAGGAAGCUGCCCUGCUGACAAAGUGGCAAAGGAUUAUGGGGAUUAAUUAUGAAAUAGUGGUGGCCCAUGUGAGCAAGUUCAGUGAGAACAGUGGGUUGGGGAUAAGUCUGGAAGCAACAGUGGGACAUCAUUUUAUCCGAUCUGUUCUACCAGAAGGUCCUGUUGGACACAGUGGGAAGCUUUUCAGUGGAGAUGAGCUGUUGGAAGUGAAUGGCAUAACUUUGCUUGGGGAAAAUCACCAAGAUGUGGUGAAUAUUUUAAAAGAACUGCCGAUAGAAGUGACAAUGGUGUGCUGUCGACGAACCGUGCCACCCCCCAGCCAGUCAGGGUUGGAUAGCCUGGACUUACGUGAUACUGAACUGACAGAAAAGCCUUAUGUAGAUCUGGGCGAGUUCACUGGGUCCUCGGAGACUGAGGACCCUGUGCUGGCGAUGACCGAGGCGGGUCAGAAUGCGGAGGAGGUUCAAGGACCUUUGGCCAUGUGGGAGGUUGAUGUGCAGCAUAUCGAGCUGGAGAAAGGAAACAAAGGACUUGGUUUUAGCAUUUUAGAUUAUCAGGAUCCCAUUGAUCCAGCAAGCACUGUGAUUGUAAUUCGUUCUUUGGUGCCUGGCGGCAUUGCCGAAAAGGAUGGUCGACUUCUUCCUGGAGAUAGACUCGUGUUUGUCAAUGAUGUUAACUUGGAAAACAGCAGUCUUGAAGAAGCUGUGCAGGCUCUGAAGGGUGCGCCAGCAGGAUCUGUGAGAAUCGGAGUUGCUAAACCAUUACCUCUUUCACCAGAAGAAGGGUAUGUUUCUGCUAAGGAGGAUUCCUUUCUCCACCCACCACACUCCUGCAAGGAGGAAGGGCUGGCUGACAGAGCCCUCUUCAGGGCUGACUUGGCUCUGGUGGACACAAAUGAGGCCGCCUUAGAUGAAUCGACACUGGAGUCUCAGUACUCUCCUGAUAAUGGCAGUAUCUACUCCACUCAAGCCUCUAUUUUAUCUCUUCAUGGAAGUGCUGGUAGUGAUGGCCUGAACUCCGGUCCCCCCCUCCCAUCUUCUCCUCCCAAGGAUGUUAUUGAAAAUUCUUCAGAUCCAGUACUUGAUCUGCACAUGUCCUUGGAGGAACUAUACACCCAGAAUCUCCUGCAAAGACAGGAUGAGAGUCCAUCUUCAGUAGACUUGAGCAUGGGGCCUGCCUCUGGCUUUACUGUAAAUGAUUAUACCCCUGCAAAUGCUAUUGAACAGCCGUACAAAUGUGAAAACACAAGAACGUGGGCUGAAUCUCACCUACCAAAUGAAAUGAUAUCAAGUGCAGAACUUACUUCUCCCAUGCUACCUGAUUCAACUGGAAAGGGCUCCGAGUUCUUAAUUCAGCAGAGCUCCCUGACCUCAACUGCGGAGUGCGUCAUGCUCCAAAACCUGUCCAAAGAAUCGUUUGAGAGGACUAUUACUAUAGCAAAAGGCAACUCCAGCCUAGGGAUGACAGUGAGUGCUAAUAAGGAUGGCUUGGGGAUGAUCGUUCGAAGCAUUAUUCAUGGAGGUUCCAUUAGUCGAGAUGGCCGGAUUGCUGUUGGGGACUGCAUCUUAUCUAUUAAUGAAGAAUCUACUAUCAGUUUAACCAAUGCCCAGGCACGAGCGAUGUUGAGAAGACACUCUCUCAUUGGGCCUGACAUAAAAAUUACUUAUGUGCCCGCAGAACAUUUGGAAGAGUUCAAAAUAAGUUUGGGGCAACAAUCUGGAGGAAUAAUGGCCCUGGAUAUUUUUUCUUCAUCCUCUGGCAGAGACAUUCCAGAACUACCAGAGCGAGAAGAAGGAGAGGGAGAAGAAAGUGAGCUUCAGAAUUCAGCGUACAGUAAUUGGAACCAGCCCAGGCGGGUUGAACUGUGGAGAGAACCAAGCAAAUCUUUGGGCAUCAGCAUUGUUGGUGGAAGAGGCAUGGGGAGUCGUCUAAGCAACGGUGAAGUGAUGAGGGGCAUUUUCAUCAAACAUGUUCUUGAAGAUAGUCCAGCUGGCAAAAAUGGAACCUUGAAACCUGGAGAUAGAAUAGUAGAGGUGGAUGGAAUGGACCUCAGAGAUGCAAGCCAUGAGCAAGCUGUGGAAGCCAUUCGGAAAGCAGGCAACCCCGUAGUCUUUAUGGUACAGAGCAUUAUAAACAGACCAAGGAAAUCCCCUUUGCCUUCCUUGCCGCACAACCUUUACCCUAAGUACAACUUCAGCAGCACUAACCCAUUUGCUGAUUCUCUACCGUUCAACGCUGACAAGGCACCCAGUCAGUCAGAAUCAGAGCCGGAAAAGGCUCCAUUGUGCAAUGCGCCUCCGCCCCCUUCUUCAGCAUUUGCAGAAAUGAGCGGUGAUCAGACACAGUCGUCUUCUGCAAGCAAAAUCCCAGAAGAUGUGGACAAAGAGGAUGAGUUUGGUUACAGCUGGAAAAAUAUCAGAGAGCGUUACGGAACCCUAACAGGAGAGCUACAUAUGAUUGAGUUGGAGAAAGGUCGUAGUGGUUUGGGUCUAAGUCUUGCUGGGAACAAAGACCGAUCCAGGAUGAGUGUCUUUGUAGUGGGGAUUGAUCCAAAUGGAGCAGCUGGAAAAGAUGGUCGACUGCAGAUUGCAGAUGAGCUUCUAGAGAUCAAUGGUCAAAUUUUAUAUGGAAGAAGUCAUCAGAAUGCUUCUUCAAUCAUUAAAUGUGCUCCUUCUAAAGUAAAAAUAAUUUUUAUCAGAAAUAAAGAUGCGGUGAGUCAGAUGGCUGUAUGUCCUGGAAAUACAGUAGAACCUUUGCCUUCUACCUCAGAGAAUUCUCAAAAUAAGGAGGCUGAGCCAAGUGGUACUACUUCUGAUGCAGCUGUGGACCUCUGUUCAUUUAAAAAUGUGCAACAUCUGGAGCUUCCCAAGGAUCAAGGGGGUUUGGGCAUUGCUAUCAGUGAGGAAGAUACGCUCAGUGGAGUCGUCAUAAAGAGUCUAACCGAGCAUGGGGUGGCAGCCAAGGAUGGACGGCUCAAAGUUGGAGAUCAGAUUUUGGCUAUAGAUGAUGAAGUCGUUGUUGGCUAUCCUGUUGAAAAGUUUAUUAGCCUUUUGAAAACAGCAAAGACAACAGUGAAACUUAGCAUUCAUGCUGAGAAUCGCGACCCCCAGGCUGGGACGGCCAGUGGAGAACAGAAGAGCAGCUCCUUGUCUCUGACGGCCCCGUCUUCUGGCUCCCCAGAACCAGAGUCCAUCCCAAGUACAAGCAGGUCAUCAACACCAGCGAUCUUUGCUUCUGAUCCUGCAACCUGCCCCAUUAUCCCAGGCUGCGAAACAACAAUUGAGAUUUCCAAAGGGCGAACAGGGCUGGGCCUGAGUAUUGUUGGAGGGUCGGACACUCUGCUGGGUGCCAUUAUUAUCCACGAAGUUUAUGAAGAAGGAGCAGCUUGUAAAGAUGGAAGACUCUGGGCUGGAGAUCAGAUUCUAGAGGUGAAUGGAAUUGACUUGAGAAAGGCCACGCAUGAUGAAGCAAUACAUGUCCUGAGACAGACCCCACCAAGAGUGCGCCUGACGCUCUACAGAGAUGAGGCCCCAUACAAAGAGGAAGAUGUGUAUGACACCCUCACUGUUGAGCUGCAGAAGAAGCCAGGGAAAGGCCUGGGAUUAAGUAUUGUUGGGAAAAGAAAUGAUACCGGAGUGUUUGUGUCCGACAUCGUCAAAGGAGGGAUUGCCGAUGCUGACGGAAGACUGGUGCAGGGAGACCAGAUACUAACGGUGAACGCAGAAGAUGUCCGGCACGCCACCCAGGAAGCUGUGGCCGCUUUGCUGAAGUGUUCCCUAGGCACAGUGACCUUAGAAGUUGGAAGAAUCAAAGCCGGUCCAUUCCAUUCAGAGAGGAGGCCUUCUCAAAGCAGCCAGAUGAGUGAAGGCAGCCUGUCAUCAUUCACUUUUCCACUUUCUGGAUCCAGUACCUCUGAGUCACUGGAAAGUAGCUUGAAGAAGAAUGCAUUGGCAUCUGAAAUACAGGGAUUAAGAACAGUUGAAAUAAAAAAGGGGCCUACUGACUCACUGGGAAUCAGCAUUGCUGGAGGAGUGGGCAGCCCACUUGGGGAUGUUCCCAUAUUUAUUGCAAUGAUGCACCCAAAUGGAGUUGCAGCUCAGACCCAGAAACUCAGAGUUGGGGACCGGAUUGUCACUAUCUGUGGCACUUCCACUGAGGGGAUGACUCACACCCAAGCAGUUAACUUACUGAAAAGUGCCUCGGGCUCCAUUGAAAUGCAGGUGGUUGCUGGAGGAGAUGUGAGUGUGGUCACAGGUCAUCAGCAGGAGCCAGCCACUUCCAGUCUUUCUUUCACUGGGCUGACAUCAAGCAGUAUAUUUCAGGAUGAUUUAGGACCUCCUCAGUGUAAAUCUAUUACACUAGACCGAGGACCAGAUGGCUUAGGCUUCAGUAUAGUAGGAGGAUAUGGCAGCCCUCAUGGAGACUUACCCAUUUAUGUUAAAACGGUGUUUGCGAAGAAUGGACAGGACCACACAUUGCAACAGUUCAGGAGGUGUUCUCCCCAGCACUCCAUGGUAGACUCGAGAGGAGCAACUUAACCAACCAAAUUAAAGUUUGAGUAAAUAUGUGGGAAUACCCCAAGGAGAACAGUCCCAGGUAAGUGUCUGUACUUGCCUGAGUAGCAUCUCCCCAAAACUCACAGCCACGAGGAACCAUAGAAUGUGAUCUCAUUUGGAAAUAGGGGCUUUGCAGAUACAGUUAGUUAAGAUGAGAUCGUGCUGGGCCCUAAAUCCUUAAGGUCUUAUCAAGACACAGAGACAUAGGGAAGGAAGACCAUGUAAAGAUGGAGCAAAAAAAACCCCGCAAGACCACCUUGGGAGCUACCAGAAGCUGGAAGAAGCAAGGAAGGAAUUUUUCUGGGGUUUUCAGAGGGAGGUUGUCCCUAUUGACACCUUGAUUUCAGACUUCUGGCCUCCAAAUCUGUGAAAGAAUAAAUACCUGCUGUUAUCAUCCACUCAGUUUGUGGUACUUUUUUAUGGAGGCCUGGGAACACUAGUAACUGUGUCUUAAAUGUUUUUAUAUUCAUAGCUACCAUCAUUGGACCUGACUAACAGGAGAAGAGCUGUACAUGUGUGUUGAGCAUGCAAAUGAUUAAAUUAUAGGUCAUGAUUCAUUUCAUGGUAUUAAUAUUGUUUUAAUUAGCUAGCUGCAGCCUUUAUGCUAAUGCAGAAACAAAACAAAACAGUGGGCAUGCCACUGUGAGGAUAUAGAAACACUGAGGAAAACCUAACCUCCUGAAUUGCUACUCAUUAACAAAGUCAGCACAGGAAAGAGGAGGGAGGGAGGGAGGGAGGAAGGAGGAAGGAAGGGAAAGAUUGAGAGGAAUAUAUAGAUGCAUUAGCAUUGGAGAGACGUGACAAAGGCUUAUGCUUCCUGUAUUAUUAUUUUGUGUAAAUAUAAGAGUUCUCUGCGGAAGGAAGUGUUUGAGCAAAGAGUUUGAGGACUUGAACCUUAACUCAAGACAGUGAAUUACUCAUAAUAGGUGGCAUAUAAUUGCUCAUGUGAUUAAAUCACACUGGUGAAUACUACACAUUUCUGGUGUUCUUUGUGAUCCCUCCCAAAGGACGAUGAUGAUCUGUAACACUAAGGAUAACAAUAAUAAUAAGGCACCACCUGGUCUGUAGCUGCGGGAGUCGUCGAGAUGUGGUGUCCAAGUCCAUAGGCUCCAUACAUCAGAACAGGGAUGGAGUAGGGAGCAUGAAAACAUGAAAAUCAUGAAAGACGAGACAAGAUUUGGGACAGGUUUUUGUUUGUUUUGGGGCAUAGUGGUAAAGCAGAGCGUGAUAGGUUUGGUGAAGCAAAGGAACCUCUUCCUUGCUCUGAGGUGACCGGCCCUACGUUGCAUUAGGUCUGGUCAGCUGGCUUCUUGUCUGAGGACGGUGUGCACUGAUUGACAGGCUUUCUUGGUGAGUAGAGAAGUUGAAAGGAUGCCUGCAGGGAGACAGGACUAAACAGCUUUUUUUGGGGGGGCGGGUCUAGGUGUGGGAAUAUCAAAACUAUCAUCACCUGCUUCCUGCAGCCCUGGUGUGUUGUUUCAUGCCAGUGACAAGUAUUCUGGAAUGCACGUGAUUUAUGCAAAGAUGUUCCUCAAUUUUGUCUACUAGGAAUUAAUGCUUAACUUUGCCCUUUUCAAAAGAGAGUUAUUUGUAAGGCAGGAUUAGCCUCUGUCACCUCAAAUGGAAAAAAAAAAAAUUGUAGGCGACAAAAUUUCUAAAUGAAAGAGCAUGAAAACUAGAUAGAGCAAAUGUUUUAAAGGUGACUUUUGUAUACUUGGUAUUGCGACUGCUUUUUCCCUUCAGAAUAUAGGGAGGCAGUCCAUAUUCAUUUUGAUGUAAAUUAGAAAAAAUUGUAUUAUCUGAGAAUUUUACUUAUUGGAGAAGUACUGAAAGUUCAAUAGCGGGCCCUUAGAA